GGGCUGGCGGCACUCCAUCCACUGGGCCAGCGCCUAUGGAUGGAUCAAGGGAAGCGUCCCGCGCCUCGUCCCAGGGGACCGAACGAUACCUAAGGCAGUGGAGGGCAAGGCAUGGCGAGUCGAGGCGACAAGGCAGGCCAGCCCAGCCCAGCAGCGCUGGCAGCCGUGCAAAAGCAGGCAAGCAAGCAGGCGGGCAAUGGGAAGGUAGGGAGGUACUGAGGCAAGGCAGGCUGGCAACCUAGCAGACCGACUGGACCAUCGUUAGCCAUCCAUCCAUCUUCCCGAUCAAUCUCCUUCAUUCAGCUCUCGUCCCGUCCCGCCUCGCCUUGCCUCACCUUGCCUCGUCUCAUCAUGCAGGUCCGCGAUCGGGUCGCCGCAUCUGAUCUUAUCUGGCCUUCACCCCGGGCGACCGCCGCCGCCGCCUCUCCUCGCAUAACAAGGCCCCGUGGCCCGGCCUGAGUUUGCCUGUCCGUCGCCGCCGCCGCCGCCGCCGCCGCCGCCAGCUCCGCGUGCGUCCCACCCUCGUCGCCCGUCGCCGUCACCGUCGCCGUCGCCGUCGCCCGCCGCCCGCCGGCGCUGCGCUGUGUCCUGCCGUGGCUCGUCCGGGUCCGCGUCGCCCCUCUCGUCCGUCCAUUGACGCCUCCCAUCACACAUCCCGUCCUCCGGCCAAAGACCCAGGCCCGUCCUGCGCCAGCACGUCCUUGCCCCAAGUCACAUGGGUGGCGGCAAUGUCUCUGGACAGGGUCCCGGACGAGAUCAUCCAGCACCUUCUCUACUACGUCUCCCCCGUCGACAACCUCCGGAGCGUCCAGCUCCUCGACCGCCGCCUCCACAGCCUCGCCAACGAGCCACUUCUCUGGAGAAGUCACUGCGCCGGCUCCUUUAGGUACUGGCACCCCCGCCAUGCCCUGGCCCGCAAGCUGCGACUGAGGGUGGCCGAGGUGGACUGGAAGCGUCUCUUCCUUCUGCGAGCACGCCAGGAAUGCGUCGUCGCGAGGCUGCUCGGGGAGAUCAUCGCCGCAAAAUCCGGCCGCUUAAAGCGCUUCGAAGCCGUGGCACGUCUCGGCUACGACGCCAAGGACUACCUCCUGAGGCAAUGCCGCAUCGACGACUCAACCGACGACUACCUGGCUAGGAGGUAUUACAGCAAUGCUCUCCUUGACAGCAUUCACAGGGGCAUAGCCAUUGAGGAGUGGCACAGACUUCGGCUCGAUCGUGAUUCGCUCGACGCCCACAUUGCCGGCGUGCGGCUCGAGCGAGCCCUCGGCGCAUUCGACAUGUUCGUGUUACACGAUCAGUUCGGUGACCUUGAUGACAUCUCUCAGAUGCUCGACAGUAGGGCUGCUCAGUUCCGCGCCAGCCAGCCAGACCUCGAUCAGCUCACCACCCGCCAAAAGGCACUUGCGCUGAACCGAUGGUUGCGCGCCAACGGCCUCACAGGAUUGCACGACCCUGAGCGAAACUACCGGAACCUGCGCAACCUCUUGAUCGGCCAGGCCCUCCGUCACGAAGACCAUGAUUCCAUUCCCAUCAUCUCAAGCGCCAUAUUCUGCUGUCUUGCCGCUCGUCUUGGGUUAACUGCCCAAUGUUGUGCCUUUCCCAGCCACGCCCAUGCCAUCGUAUCCGCCCCACCGGGACAGACACUGGAUGGCGCGCAACAGGAGGGAGAGGACACCCCCCGCGAACGCAUGUUUCUCGACCCAUACGGGUUCGACGAGGAGGUACCAGCCGCAGCUCUGCAGGCUUUGUUGGCGCAUGUUGGCUGGCAAACGAGCGCCGACGCUCUCUUAGCCCCUGUCUCGACAAUAGCCGUGGUCCAAAGGACGUCUCAAAACGUCAAUGCCACGUUUGCCAGGAUGCUUGAGCUGCAGGACGAUGUGCCACCCCAGCUGAUCCAGUUGCUCAGGGGAAACAGCUCGAUGAACAUGGAGGCGGCACUCUACGCGUCCAUGUGGGCUCAGCUGCUGCUCUCCACACCCAACACAUUUGAAUGGGAUGAUCGCCUCGCAAACUUUCUGCGCAGAUUUGCCGGCUCCUGGCCAGAGGACGCAUGGCUGGUGGAAGAGUAUUUAUUGCCAAUGUACAACGGUGUAGCACAGCGACGCGGCGGCUUUGCGCGCCCUGCUAACCGCGGCAUGAGCGAUCCGUGGAUGGAGCUGCAGCGCGUGCGCGACCAGGACGACCUUAAGCCUCACGCCGUGAGAGGGACCCUUUCUGCCAACCAGUCGAUCCCGUUCAAGAUUGGCCAGGUCUUUCGACACCGAAGAUAUGGCUGGGUUGGCGUCAUCACCGAAUGGGCUGAUCAAGGCACUCGACACUUGUCGGUAGCGCAUUCCAGGGCCGUGGCCGAGCCCGACGACGAGCACGGCAAUGAGCCGUCGGCGAUCCCCGUGCGGCCACCCAAUCAGUUUUAUUUCAUGUGCUUUCCAAGCACUGGGUCGGAGCCCCACGUGGUUGCCGCCCAUAAUAUUGAACUCAUACACGACGCAAGUCAGAUUGACGACGACAUGUUCCCCCUUGCGGGAAAGUUCUUCAAGAGAUUCGACCGAGCGACGUGUACUUUUGUGUCGAACAUCAAGGAGUAGUAUCACCACGACUAAUGACCGUGAACGACAGGGGGGGCUGGCAAUGAUACAUACCCGCACGCCCUCUCGAUAUAGGUGGGAACAUACAGCAAGAAGCAUGGUUGGCGUUGGACUCAACAAGAGGGAGGAACUGGUAGGCAACCAGACAUAUGCGACUCGCUUUCCCUUUAAGGGGCGUGGCAAGUGGGAGGGCCGGCAAGGCAACGCGGGACUUGGCAUGUGUGUAGAUUCGAGCGGCUGUCUGUUCGGCAUUGAAAAACAAGGCGUGGAUCCCGCCCUCGGGGAGUUGCAUCUCUAUUCAUCAGCGUCGUGGGAGCGUAUCUGGCAAUGUAGC
Molecule: messenger RNA, 2919 nt
Organism: Purpureocillium takamizusanense
Lineage: Eukaryota; Fungi; Ascomycota; Sordariomycetes; Hypocreales; Ophiocordycipitaceae
Exons: 4
Coding region: 729-2585 (618 amino acids)
Molecular function (GO): protein binding; DNA binding
Source: RefSeq, a predicted model, not a curated record